Messenger RNA from Rangifer tarandus platyrhynchus (Svalbard reindeer), 1029 nucleotides. Lineage: Eukaryota; Metazoa; Chordata; Mammalia; Artiodactyla; Cervidae. The record is from the annotation of a GenBank genome assembly.
AUGACGCGGGUGUGCUGGCUGGUGAGACAGGACAACCGGCACCAGCGAAUCAAACUCCCACAUUUGGAAGCAGUCAUGGUUGGGCGCAGCCCAGAGACCAAGAUCACCGACAAGAAGUGUUCUCGACAGCAAGUACAGUUGAAAGCAGAGUGUAACAAAGGCUAUGUCAAAGUAAAGCAGGUAGGGGUCAAUCCCACCAGCAUUGACUCAGUCAUAAUUGGGAAGGACCAGGAGGUGAAGCUGCAGCCUGGCCAGGUCCUCUACCUGGUGAAUGAACUUUAUCCGUAUAUUAUAGAGUUUGAGGAAGAGACAAAGAUCCCUGGCCUGGAGACACACAGGAAGAGAAGGAGGUCAGGCAGUAGCGAUCCUGCAGAAAGGCGUGCUGCCCCAGAAGCUGAGCCCCGCCCAGGACUGGAACCUGGGAGCAGCCCUCGCCAGUGCUGUAUGCCUCCAAAGAAGGAGAAGGAUGCCUCCACCAGAAAGGAAUCCUUGGGCCACUGGAGUCAAGGCUUGAAGAUUUCUAUGGAGGACCCCAAAAUGCAGGUUUACAAAGAUGAGCAGGUGGUGGUGAUAAAGGAUAAAUACCCCAAGGCUCGUUACCACUGGCUGGUCUUACCUUGGGCCUCCAUUCCCAGUCUGAAGGCUGUGACCAGAGAACAUCUUGAGCUCCUCAGACACAUGCACACUGUCGGGGAAAAAGUGAUUGCUGACUUCGCUGGGUCCAGCAAACUCCGCUUCCGUUUGGGCUACCACGCCAUUCCCAGCAUGAGCCAUGUACACCUCCAUGUGAUCAGCCAGGAUUUUGAUUCUCCUUGCCUUAAAAACAAAAAACACUGGAAUUCUUUCAAUACCGAAUACUUCCUCGAAUCACAAGCUGUGGUUGAGAUGGUGCAAGAGGCUGGCAGAGUGACCGUCCGAGAUGGGAUGCCCGAGCUUCUGAAGCUGCCCCUCCGUUGUCACGAGUGCCGGCAGCUGCUGCCUUCCAUCCCUCAGCUGAAGGAGCACCUCAGGAAGCACUGGUCCAAGUAA